CCAACAAACCUAUACACUUGAAUUCCUCACUUUUUUGUGAUGAAAGCCUCUUCUGACCAACAGCAGCAGGACAGCAGGACGCAGCAGCCGCAGCCCGCAGCGGCGGCCGACACCACCACCCCAGCCGCAGCCACAGUCAGCCACUGCGACGACCCCACCAGCAGCACCGCCGGCCCGGGCCCCUCCCUCGAGGACAUCGGCGCGGCGCGGCGGCGUCUGCACGAGACCACCGCGGCAAUGAUGCAGCAGGCGCAGCAGCAUCAGGGGCAGGGGCAGGGGCAGCAGGGGCAGGCGGCGGAUCAGGGGCAGACGGGCGGCGGCGGCGGUCGAGGCCCCAGCAUUUGGCCCUUCGGCCCCCGCGCCGCCCCCCGGCGCGGUCGCGAGGUGAAGGCCGCCUGGGAGGCCAUGCAGCUGGGCGGUGGCGGGGGCGGUGGGGGCGGUGGCGGUGGCGGUGGGGGCGUGGGGCAGAGGCGGCCGCAGCGGGAGCCGGCGGACCAGGGGCCCCGCGGCGGCGGCAGUAGCCGGCAGCAGCAGGAGCUCCACGCCCCCGGCCCCGGCCACGCCCUCGCCAGCCGCCUCUCCGCCGGCCAAGGCAUUGGUGACGACCGCCCCCAGCAGCAGCAGCAGCAGGGCGGCAGUAGCAGUGGCAGCAGCAGCGGCAGUGGCUGUAGCGGCAGUAGCAGCGGAGGCGGUGACGAGGAGGCGCGUGUGGCGGCGGCGCGGCGGCGGGGUCUGGACAGCUGGGCUCGGCGAGUGAGUGCGGCGUUCACAGCCAAGGCGGGAGGCCGCGAGGAGGAGGGGAAGGAGGAGGGCGCCGGCCGUGGCGGCGGCUCCCAGCCGCUCAGCACCAACCCCGCCGACCCGGCCGCCUACGCUGACGGCAAGAUUCAGAGCGGCAGCAGCAGCGGCGGCGGCGGCAGUAGCAGGAUGAAGGAGCCGUCUGGCAAGGAGAUCAAGGACGCGCAGUACCUAAAGACGUACCAGGAGCCGCACUCGCACGUGCAGCACAUCCAAGGCGCCAACUUUAACUGGGACCGCAACAAGGACCGAGAGGCGCCGCAGGUCACCACCGCCACUGACAACCCGACCUUCCUGGAGACCGCGGGCAGACACAUCCAGGAGAAGAUCACGGGCGAGGCGCCCGAGGGCACGGGCAUCCCAGUCAUGACCGGCACGCAGGGCGGUAUGCGGCACGUGCUACAGCCCACAGGCGACAUGAUGCGCCGCCGUCUGGAGCACGCUCCCGACACGCUGCCCGAGAUCGCUCACCGGGCGGAGGAGUCGGUGGUGGGGGUGCUGGAGCACGUGAGUGAGGCAGCCACCGCCGCCGCCGGCCGCGUCACAAAUGUGCUGAGCAGCGGCAUGGGCGACUACAAGACUCCGGAGGAGCGGAUGGAGGAGGCCCGGCGGGCGCAGGAGGAGCGGGAGGUGGAGUACGAGCAGGACGCCCACCCCGGUGCUCCGCUGUCGUCAGCAGUGCGGCAGCGGCGUCUGGAGCAGUUCAUGGCGGCCGGCGACCCCGCCCGCAAGCGCGACACGCUGGUAGACAAACUGCUGUACCCCUGGAGCAAGGAGGCGGGCACCGACACGCGGCACGCCGAGGAGGUGGCAGACAGCUACCACGCCUACGUGAAGGAGAAGGAGGAGGCGGGUGAGCCGUACGACCCGCGGGGCGCCAUGGCCCACGACAGAGCCUACGACACGUCCAAACUACCAGCCACCGUGCAGCAGGUGGACCGCAGCAAUGUGGAUGUGGACAGCGGCCAGCGCUCCGGUGACAACACGCGCUUCCUCAGCGACCGCGCGCCGCACGCCGGCCAGGCGCCGCUGCCCGACACCGCGCGGCAAGCCAUCCGCAGCCUGGCCGACGACACUGCGGCACACGGCCGCACGGUGGUGGCGGGUCUGGCGGGGCUGAAGGAGAGGGUGGAGGAGGAGGAGGCACGCGGCGGGCAGCGCGGAGCGCUCAAGACACGCGGCACUGAGGCCCCCUACAACGACCGGUCCGGCCCCGACGCCGCCGCCUACCGCGACCCCCACAGCGACGUGUCCUGGCGUGCCGCUGAUACGCUGCAGCGCAACAUUGGACUGGCCGACACCUCCACGGCCGCCGCCCGUCGUGAGGCCGGAGCCGUGGGCAGCGCCAGCGCCGCCGCCGCCGCCGCCGCCACCGAGAGCGGCAGCGCCGGCGACGACGGCGGCGGCGGCGGUGCGGAGGUCGGCGGCGUCAAGGAGGCGGUGGAGGGUGUGCGGCAGGCGGCUGGCGGCGCGGCGGAGCGUGUGAGGGGCGCGGCGGCGGAGGCGCAGCGGCAGGCGGAGCAGGCGGCGGCGGAGGCGGAGCGACGGGCGCGCGGGCUGCGCGGGGCGGCGCAGGGUGCGGCGGAGGCGGCUGGAGAGGAGCUGCGCCGCGGGGCGGGCGCGGUGCAGGGAGCGGCGGAGGUGGCGGGCGAGGAAGUCAGCCGGGGCGCGGGCGGCCUGCUGGGCGCGCUACGCAACCUGGUCAUUGGCGGCGGCGGCGGCGGCGGCGGCGGCAGUAGCACCACCCCCGUCCACGAGCACCACGGGCCCCAGCAGGAGCAGCCUGCCGCCCCUGCUACAGCCGCCGCCGCCGCCCCUGCUACAGCCGCCCCCGCCGCCCCCGCCUUGCCCUCCGCCGCCGCCGGCCGCCGCGGCUAUUCCGACGCGCCCGCCGCCAUCGCUGACCUUGCCAGCAGCAGCGGCGGCGGCAGUAGCAGCAGUGGCACCGGCACUAGCAGCGCUCCGCCGCGGGAGGGCUCGGGCGGGCAGCAGCAGCAGCAGCAGCCGUACAAGGAUGACGUGUCGAGGCGGGCGCAGGAGGGUGCGGAGGAGGUGGCACGGCGUGUGGGGGACGCCAGGGCGGCGGCGGCGGACGCGGCGGCUGGUGUGGUGGACAGCGCGGCGGGCAAUGUGCAGGAGGCGGCGGACGAGGCGGCGGUUGUGGGAGGCGGCCUGCUCAACACCCUGCGCAACUUGCUGGUCGGCGGCAGCGGCGGCGGCGGCGGCGGUGGCGGCGGUGGCGGCGAGGACCGUGGCGGUGCUGAUCGCGAGCACGAGCACGACAAACAACAGCGGGAGCGGGAGCGGGAGCGGGAGCGGCAGGACAUGAGUCCGGCGGGUCCGCCAGAUGCUACUGCCCACGCCGACGCGGCGGAGGGGCUGGGCAGGGGGAUUGGGGAGGUGGUGGGGGGUGUCAAGGGCGUGCUGGAGAAGUUCCAGCACGUGGGGGCUGACACAGCGCCCGAGCAACCCGUGGUGCCGUACACGAGUACGGCAGAGCUGCUGGCGGCGCGGCAGCAGCAGCAGGGCGGCGGCCGGGAGCAGGAGCAGCAGCAGGAGUAGCGGACGGAGAUGCUGGCAAUGGUACUAAGUGCAUGGCUGGCGCCUUGGUUGCCGCUGGCUGUAUUGCGGUGCGUAGGAUUUACAGCAUAGGGACAGGAAGGUUGUAGUAAGGGAGACGAGACAAAUGAGGUUGUGAUGACGGAUGGAGAUAUGCACGAGAACGGCUGAUUAGUCGCAUCGCACACUCGAGACCAAGUAAGGACGUUUUGACCUUUCAGGUUGUGUACGAUGUGGUGGUGUCUAAAAGAAGUUCUAUGUAACGCCCGUUGGGU
Chlamydomonas reinhardtii is the source of this 3632-nucleotide messenger RNA. RefSeq lists its product as uncharacterized. Gene Ontology annotation, molecular function: GTPase activator activity. The record is from RefSeq and is a predicted model, not a curated record. Bases 40 to 3360 code for a protein of 1106 amino acids. The transcript is spliced from 19 exons. Lineage: Eukaryota; Viridiplantae; Chlorophyta; Chlorophyceae; Chlamydomonadales; Chlamydomonadaceae.